Messenger RNA from Histoplasma mississippiense, 840 nucleotides. RefSeq lists its product with no specific name. Bases 1 to 840 code for a protein of 279 amino acids. The record is from RefSeq and is a predicted model, not a curated record. The transcript has a single exon. NCBI's taxonomy places the organism in Eukaryota, Fungi, Ascomycota, Eurotiomycetes, Onygenales, Ajellomycetaceae.
AUGGCGGGACUUUCACAAGAAGAUCGCAACAUUGUCGAGAACCAUCCUCUAACCAACUUAGUCGAUCGUUUACGAGAAGCGCUUCAGGAAGCCGAAAGAAUAUAUGAGUCGCGUCUAAUUUCCUACGAUGGCGCUGUUGAUAACCUUGGCCAACUCUAUCAAAAUGUGAUUUCAAAACUUGUCUAUACUUUACAGGGAGAGGGUGCAGCCUACAGCCUUCCCUCGCGGAUAAAUGAUGGAAAUAUGGCGUCUGAUCUAGCACAAUUAUUCGAGCGCCUCCAAAAGGCAAAAGGAAACUUCAGGUACGACGACUACCAGCCGCUGGUGCACCUGGUUAUUCAAAGGCCUCCCAUUGAAUCCCAGAAUGCCAAAACCUGGAACUUCGAUGUCUGGAAAGCUGUAUUUACCCUCAUUGACACCAUCCCUCGAACAACACCACCGGCGAGCGUUCCCCCCUCCUAUGACGGCACACCAGUCAAAUCCACAUCGUCGUCACAGAAAGGCUCCGAGCAGACGCGUGAUUUGGUGAAUCCGAGAAUCUUCGAGGAGAUACGUGGCUGCACCUUUCGAGACGUCGAGGGCUUCUUCGACAAGUACUUUGAGGGAAAAGACUGGAGCGGCAAAGCAGAUGCCAUCUGUCGACGCGUGCUGGGCCCAGACAGCGAAGGUAACUGGGCCCUGUUCCCUGAUCCUCCGACGCAGAACGACGUCCUUGACUGGUGGCUUCGUCUUCAAGAAGAUAUUCUCUCACAAUCACGCAGCACCUACUACUCCACGGCGAGCAAAGCAGAUCUUACCGGUUCGAAAGCGGAACGGCAAGUCGACCUCAUCAUUCAAUGA